AUGGGAGACAGGCUGCCGGAGCCUCACGCCAGCUCUUCCCCUGCUGUGGCUGCCAGCGCGGAGGCGGAAGAAAUCGAGGUGCUGGACUCCGAGGAUGUCCUACCUAUGGCCGCGGAGGAUCACUGGAAAGCCCUGUUUGAUCAGAGAGCUAGCUGUUCCUGCAGGCAGGCACUAAAGCCAGAGGAGAGCAGCUGGGAUGGAGCAGAAGUCAGGAAGCAGGCUGCAAUGUUCGACCCUGACAACACCGGCUACAUCAGCACCGACAAGUUCCGCUCCCUCCUCCAGAGGCACGGCUCGGAGCUCGAUCCCCACAAGCUGGAGGUGCUGCUGGCCCUGGCUGACAGCAACUCUGAGGGCAGGAUCUGCUACCAGGACUUCGUCAACCUGAUGAGCAACAAGAGGUCGAACAGCUUCCGCCAGGCCAUCCUGCAGGGGAACAGGAGGCUGUGCAGCAAGGCCCUGCUGGAGGAGACGGGGCUGAGCCUCUCGCAGAGGCUGAUCCGCCACGUGGCCUACGAGACCCUGCCACGCGAGAUCGACCGCAAGUGGUACUACGACAGCUACACCUGCUGCCCCCCGCCCUGGUUCAUGAUCACCAUCACCAUUGUGGAGGUUGCCUUUUUCCUUUACAAUGGAGUGGUGUUGGACAGAUUUGUGCUGCAGGUCAGCCACCCCCUGUACCUGAAGAAUGCACUGCUGUACCAUCCCCAGCUCCGUGCUCAGGCUUGGAGGUACCUAACCUACAUAUUCAUGCAUGCAGGGAUAGAACACCUUGGCCUCAAUGUUGUGCUGCAGCUGUUGGUCGGGGUUCCCCUGGAAAUGGUGCACGGGGCCGCCAGGAUCAGCUUCGUGUACGUGGCGGGAGUUGUGGCAGGGUCGCUGGCAGUGUCGGUGGCUGACAUGAGGGCGCCGGUGGUGGGCUCCUCUGGAGGUGUGUAUGCUCUUGUCUCCGCUCACUUGGCCAAUAUAGUGAUGAACUGGUCGGGGAUGAAGUGCCAGUUCAAGCUGCUGAGGAUGGCUGUCGCCCUCAUCUGCAUGAGCUUUGAGUUCGGGAGAGCCGUGUGGCUGCGGUUCCACCCCUCGGCGUACCCGCCCUGCCCCCACCCCAGCUUCAUGGCCCACCUGGGAGGGGUCAUGGUGGGCAUCACCCUGGGAGUCGUCAUCCUCAGGAACUAUGAGCAGAGACUCCAAGAUCAGACUUUGUGGUGGAUCUUCCUUUCUAUUUAUGUCAUUUUUGUCUUGUUUGCCAUCUUCUGGAACAUUUUUGCCUACAGCCUGCUGGAUCUAAAGCUACCUCCCCCUCCCUGAAAGCACGGGACAGACAACUGGAGAGCGGAAAUCAUCUGUCAGCUGCGUGGCAUGAAUGGAGAUGGAGGAUCUAUUUUUGUGUUUAACUUAGGGGAGGAUGAUUCUUCUCAACACAAGUGUGUGCUCGGAGGAGGUGCUUAAGGAUCUCGUG
This is a messenger RNA of Empidonax traillii (willow flycatcher), 1459 nucleotides long. RefSeq names its product rhomboid like 3 (gene RHBDL3). The record is from RefSeq and is a predicted model, not a curated record. Bases 1 to 1308 code for a protein of 435 amino acids. Gene Ontology annotation, cellular component: membrane. Lineage: Eukaryota; Metazoa; Chordata; Aves; Passeriformes; Tyrannidae. Gene Ontology annotation, molecular function: calcium ion binding; serine-type endopeptidase activity. The transcript has 10 exons.